UUUGAAGCAUCAUUCAUGGCUAUUUUAGGUGUAGUCAAAGAGAUCUCAAUCUUAAUAUCCUCUCCAAGAUCUGGCUGGUCGAUCUUACCCUCAACAGCUGACUUUUCUCUCUUUUUAGGCUUCUUUGAUGGCUUUCUUUGUGUCUUCUUUGCUCGGGGCUUCCUCUUUUUCUUAGGUGCAUUUGAGAACAGCAUUUCCUUCACGUUUAGCUGUUCAACAGGCAAUUUGUCGAGCUGUCUGACUUCUUUAGCCUCUUUACGCUUAGAUUUGGCUAUCUCUUUUUCUUCUCUCUUUUUCUCAGUAAUGAACAACAGCUUAUGUACAAAGAAGACAGUCCUUGAAUCUGAUGUAGAAAGAGUGAGCUCGGAAAAUCUGGGAAUCUGCGCAGCACAUUUCAAGUCAAAUAUUCCAUUAUCUUUACCUGCCUUAUCUUGGAAGUAUAUCAAUUCAGUAUUUGAGCUAUCAAGAAGGAAAAGAGACCUCCAAACUUUCAAGGGCGGUUUGAUCAACAUCUUCGUUCCUUUUCAGACGUCAAUAGUCAAGGAGUCUAACUUAGCAAUCUCAGUUGCAGUAAUCUUAGAGUUUCCAUCAAAGAGUAGGAACUUCAACAUUCUAUUAGUCUCAGCUUGCUUCUUAUGAAUCUUACCAGAGUCUGUAUAUUCUAUAGCGCUAGAGUCCAGGUAUCUGCUUUCCCAUUUUUCAUCAUCUGAGUCAUCAGAUAGGCAUGCAUCUUCCUCGAUUUGGGCUCUAGUAGGGAUUCCUACAUUUACGACUGACUCGAUUUGGACAACUCUUGGGCUCUCAAGCUGCUCCUCUAUAUCAGUGGUUUUGAAUUCUCUGAACCCUUCUUCUCUUUUUUGCCAGUAAUCCUUCAUAUCUUGGACACAAAAUUGUUGAAAUACAGCAUAUAUGUCCUGAUCCUCGGUCUGGUUCUGAGGAAACUGCUCUAAGCAGUCUCCAACCCAGCUCGGUUUGAAGUGGAUAUAGAGUUUUCUGAAAUACUCUAAGACUAAGUCGAUUCUGUCAGCUUGAAGUUCAGCGUCAAUCAUCACUGAGUUUUCAAUUUCUUCCAUUUUGGUGG
This is a messenger RNA of Moneuplotes crassus, 1081 nucleotides long. Lineage: Eukaryota; Ciliophora; Spirotrichea; Euplotida; Euplotidae. The record is from the annotation of a GenBank genome assembly.